CUUUGAUUGCUUAAACAAGAAGUUUUGCUGAAGCGAAAAAGACUGAAUUUUUAGUAUUUGGGUGAGAAACCCUAAUGGGAACAAUGCACCGCAGUGGUGCUCCUCGAAGAACGAAUGAAAAUGCAAAGGUUAUUAUCACUACUAUUUUGGGGAUAGUGUUUGGAACUUUCAUUGGUAUCACAUUACCUUCACUUUCUUUUAAGAUUAACUUACCCUCGCGGCUUAUAUCAUCUCUUGAUGUAGCCAUAUCAGAUGGGAAAUUGUUGUCUGGUGGUGACAAAUCGCCUGAAGAUUUCGGUUCAAGAAAGUUUCCUGAGAUAUAUGUUCCAACUAACCCGCGUGGUGCAGAACUACUACCGCCAGGAAUUGUUGUGGCGAAAACUGAUUUUUACUUGCGUAGAUUGUGGGGAGAACCUAAUGAAGAUUUGAAGAAGAAGCCAAAAUAUCUUGUGACAUUUACUGUUGGAAUUGAGCAGAGGAAUCAUAUUAAUGGAGUUGUUAAGAAGUUUUCUGAAGAUUUCCAAAUCUUGCUCUUCCAUUAUGAUGGCCGGACAACUGAGUGGGACCAAUUCGAGUGGUCAAAGAGCGCGAUUCAUAUUAGUACGAGAAAACAAACAAAAUGGUGGUACGCGAAGAGAUUUUUGCAUCCUGAUGUUGUGUCAGCUUACGAGUACAUAUUUAUAUGGGAUGAAGAUCUUGGAGUGGAGCACUUCAAUGCGGAUAAGUACAUUGAGUUAGUUAAGAAGCAUGGUUUAGAGAUUUCUCAACCAGGCCUAGAACCUAACAAUGGACUCACAUGGGAAAUGACAAAAAGGAGAGGUGACCGAGAGGUCCACAAAGAUACAAAAGAAAAACCAGGAUGGUGUAAAGACCCACAUUUACCUCCAUGUGCCGCAUUUGUGGAAAUAAUGGCGCCUGUAUUUUCUCGAGAAGCAUGGCGAUGUGUGUGGCAUAUGAUUCAGAACGAUCUGGUUCAUGGAUGGGGUCUCGACUUUGCGCUUAGAAGAUGCGUUGAACCUGCUCAUGAGAAGAUUGGUGUUGUGGAUUCGCAAUGGAUAAUACAUAAAGUGAUACCGUCACUUGGAAGUCAAGGAAAGUCAGAGAAUGGAAAAGCACCAUGGCAAGGAGUGAGAGAGAGAUGCAAAAUGGAAUGGACAAUGUUUCAGAACCGAUUGGCAGAUGCUGAUAAAGAGUACCUUGGGAGGAUGGUUAAAGGAUAGGUUUUUUUUUUUCUUUUUUUAUAUAAUUAUUAUUACAAAAAAAAAACAUAUACUCUGUAUAUCAAAUAUUUUACCCUAGUUAUUGAUAUUGUGUGUGAUUUAUACAUUUUGAUUGAGCUUUUUAAUGUUGUUUGUUACUUCCUCCAUUUCACAAUCUUAGAUGUUUUAGAAAAAAAUAUGCUUUCACAUGGUGUAAUUUCAUAAUCCUUUUGACUUGUGAAAAGACAAUAAGAAAACAAGACUUACCAG
Messenger RNA from Arabidopsis arenosa, 1469 nucleotides. The record is from the annotation of a GenBank genome assembly. Lineage: Eukaryota; Viridiplantae; Streptophyta; Magnoliopsida; Brassicales; Brassicaceae.